AUGUCCAUCAUUACACAGACUGACCUGUGGGAACUGUUUGCCAUGGAUACAGUGGAUCAGUCAAACACAACUCAAGUGGAAUAUUCACUCCUUGAAGGUAAAUCUUCCAAUUGCUGCUCAGCUACAGACACAACAAAUCAAGAGAAUCUUUUAAGGCUGGAGGACAGCACAAAGCUGGUUGGAGUUCAGGUGAUUCUUAUCCUUGCUUACAGCACAAUCAUACUGUUUGGAGUCAUCGGAAACUCCUUGGUGAUAUAUGUCAUCUAUAAGUUUAAAUAUCUACGAACCGUUACCAAUUUCUUCAUAGUAAACUUGGCUGUGGCUGACUUGCUCGUGAACAUGCUGUGUUUACCUUUCACCCUCGUCUACACUCUCUAUGGUGAAUGGAAGUUUGGUCGGGUGUUGUGCUUCAUGCUGCCCUGUGCUCAAGGCACGGCUGUGCACGUGUCCACCAUCACCUUGAACAUUAUCGCCCUGGACCGCCACAGGAGCAUCGUCUAUCACAUGGAGACCAAGAUGUCCAAAGACAUGUGCACUGUGGUUAUUGCCAUGACGUGGACAGUGAGCAUCCUGUUGGCCAGCCCGCUCGCCAUAUUCAGGGAGUAUGGCACGUUCGAUCUUUCACCAGACAAGUCUAUUCAGGUGUGUGCAGAGAAGUGGCCGGGAAGCAGCAUGAACGGAACAAUCUACAGUAUAUCAAUGCUUCUGGUUCAAUAUGGCCUACCUCUGGUCAUUAACUCAGUUGCUUACAUCCGCAUCUGGAAUAAACUGAAGAACCACAUGGCUCACGGAGGUCGAAAUGACCGUCACCAGCACAGGAAGAAGACCACUAAGAUGCUGCUGACCGUGGUGGUGGUCUUUGCUGUCAGCUGGUUGCCCUUCCAUGCUUUCCAAUUAGCUGUUGACAUCAACAGCACUGUGCUGUAUAUGAAGGACUUCAAGCUGCUUUUCACCGUGUUCCAUAUUGUGGCGAUGUGCUCGACGUUUGUUAAUCCCAUCCUGUAUGGGUGGAUGAACAACAAUUACAGGUCAGCCUUUUUGUCCGUGUACAGGUCGUUCAAUUUGAGAUCAAGGAGCUCCAAAGGCAGAGACACACAAAAAAAAGAGGACAAGGUAUGCUCAGAUUGCAAAUUAACAAAUGUCUAAGGGCAGGCUCACAUGAAAUAACUAGCAGUGAUGAAGGCCAACUGUUGCAUCACUUCACGCUGCCUUUGU
Messenger RNA from Monopterus albus (swamp eel), 1215 nucleotides. RefSeq names its product neuropeptide Y receptor Y2 (gene npy2r). The record is from RefSeq and is a predicted model, not a curated record. Gene Ontology annotation, molecular function: neuropeptide Y receptor activity. The coding region runs from base 1 to 1146 and encodes 381 amino acids. The transcript has a single exon. NCBI's taxonomy places the organism in Eukaryota, Metazoa, Chordata, Actinopteri, Synbranchiformes, Synbranchidae. Gene Ontology annotation, cellular component: membrane. Gene Ontology annotation, biological process: G protein-coupled receptor signaling pathway.